Molecule: messenger RNA, 1446 nt
Organism: Pseudomyrmex gracilis
Lineage: Eukaryota; Metazoa; Arthropoda; Insecta; Hymenoptera; Formicidae
Gene: PIG-M
Product: GPI mannosyltransferase 1
Exons: 1
Coding region: 85-1257 (390 amino acids)
Biological process (GO): GPI anchor biosynthetic process
Cellular component (GO): glycosylphosphatidylinositol-mannosyltransferase I complex; membrane
Molecular function (GO): GPI mannosyltransferase activity; alpha-1,4-mannosyltransferase activity
Source: RefSeq, a predicted model, not a curated record
CUAGAUUAUAAACAAAAGUAAGGAGUAAUUACUGUGUGUUUGAUUUGACGCCUCACCUUUAAUUGUACAAAAAAAAAAAAAAAAAUGACCAACGCAAUACGAUUCAAACUAAGUAACUUGUCGUUCGCAUCGCAUUGUUUUUUGGCAUUUGUGAUACGAUUAAUUCUGAUAUUGUACGCUAAUCUUCACGACAAAUAUUUCGCCGUUCCGUACACGGAUGUGGACUACAAAGUGUUCACGGAUGCUGCCAGACACGUGGUUGAAGGACGAUCACCGUUCGAGCGUCAUACAUACCGUUAUUCACCGUUUCUUGCUUGGCUCCUGACACCUAAUGUCGUGUUACACAAGGACUUCGGAAAGGUGUUGUUUUCCGGAAUAGAUGUUCUAAUAGCAUUGCUAAUUAGAAAUAUCCUUACGCGACAGAAGUGUAACGAGACUGUUAAAUAUUUCUGUGCGCUUCUAUGGCUUUAUAAUCCAUUAACGUUGAUAAUUACAACUAGAGGUAACGCGGACUCGUUAGCGGUAUUCUUGGUCACAUUCACGUUGGACUUGUUGCAAAGAGAUGAAGUUGUAUUGUGCGGAUUAAUGCACGGAUUAUCUAUACAUUUUAGAUUGUAUCCGCUGAUGUUUAGUCUACCCAUGUUCUUGUCUCUGUGUGAAAAUAAUCGAUUUCUACCGAAUAAAAACCAGUGGAAACUCGUAUUGAGUUGCACACUUUCGAUUGUUAUACUGACAACAACUGGUUAUUAUCUGUACGGUUUCACAUUUUUGUACGAGAGCGUUUUGUAUCAUUUGGUGCGUCAGGAUACGAGGCACAAUUUUUCUGUAUAUUUUUACAUGCUUUAUCUGUCAGCUGAUCAAUCUCAAAAUGUAAUUCAGAAGAUUCUCAUGUUUCUGCCGCGAGUGUUUCUACUGUUACUUACCUCGUAUUUUUACUCGGAAAAGUCCAAGUUACCGUUCGCCAUGUUCGUCCAAACGAUGAUCGCCGUCAUGUACAAUUCGGUGAUAACGUCCCAGUAUUUCUUCUGGUUUUUGUCACUGUUACCUCUGUGUUUGCCGAACUUGAAAACAAGUUUACGUAGAUGCGUGUGUUUAACGUGUUCUUGGAUUUUGAGUCAAGGUAUUUGGUUGUUAACUGCUUACGUGCUAGAAUUCCAAGGUAUCAAUUCGUUUACUUGUCUGUGGUUAUCUGGUCUUUUAUUGUUUGCUGUUAACGUGAACAUCUUAGUAAAUAUCAUUUAUAUGUUUCGAGAUUAGAUAUUGGCAAUGCUAAUCUUUAAUUGUUAGUUAAUGCGCGUCAUUGUUGUUUAACGUCUUAGUAAACAUCUUAGUAAACAAUCAUUUGCAUGUUUUGAAAUUAGAUAUAUUGGCAAAGAAAAAUUCAAUUAAGCAAUUUAUUAACUUUUAUGAUUAAGCAUUUAAUUUUUAACAAACUGUUAUUUUAUA